GAGGGAGGCCCGCUGCUGCUGACGGACUGUCCGCCGCGCCGGACCGGGCCGGGCCGGGCCGCCACAGAGCCUGCUCCGCUGGAGGACUUGGAUCCGUGGAUAUGGCAACGCCGGGGUCGGGACGCAAACGCGCUCCCAUCAAGGACCGCUUCUCGGCUGAGGAUGAGGCCCUAAGCAGCAUCGCCCGCGAGGCCGAGGCCCGGUUGGCAGCGAAGCGGGCGGCGCGCGCAGAAGCCCGAGACAUCCGUAUGCGGGAGCUGGAGCGGCAGCAAAAAGAGUCUCACCAGCUGUCCUCCAGCAGGAAGUGGGGUCAGAUCCACCAGUGGAUGGUGGAUUCAGAGAUGGCCACGCUGUCUCACAGGUCGGCCGGUCACCGGCGCAGGGGACUCGCUGAUGACUCAGCAUCACUGCACAGUGUUGGCAGCUACAGGUCAUCUUCCUCUUCUUCGCUGCGGGACGUGGGCAGCUCUCAUCGGAGCCGAGCAGAGACCUCGCGCAGACGGGACCUUAUGCUUGAUGGCACCUCCAGCAGGUCGUCUAUGAGAAGCUCUCGAUCAUCAACUUCUCUGUACAGCGAAUCCCACAGCGCGAAGACCCCGGUGUCCAGCAGCUCCCGGAAGGACCUCCUGAGUGGACUGUACCAUGACAAGAGGAACUACAGCAGUCUCAAGAGCUCUAAGGCCCUUCCCUCCUACCAGCCUCGGUCGUCUUCACUCUACAGCGCCCCCCCAAUGAGUAGCCUCAGUCACCGGGCCCCCCCUACAGCCCUGCCUAUGGCCCCACCCACACCCCCCACUCCUAGCAUGACACGGAGCUACAGCCUGGCCUCUCUGUAUGAUGACGGUCUCUAUGGCUCGUACAGCUCCAGGACUCCCUCUGAGUGCAGCUGGUACUCCUCUACAGAGAGCUCAACACGGAGCAGCCCAGCGUCCUCUUCAGACGACGACUCCUCCAGCACUGUGUCCCAGGAGCACCCCGGUUGCGGACGGAGGGGCAGCGUGUGCUCGGACUUCUCUGGCAUCAGUGAGACGGCAGCCGACUAUUUCAGCCGCUCCAACCGCAGGGGCAGCAUCGUGUCCGACCUGGACGAGCUCAGCAUUGCGGACCUGGAUAGCCUGGAUGAGAAGAGCGACAAGCAGUUCACGGAGGCCUACAGCCGGCCAUCCUCCCGCUGCACCACACCAGCUCUGUCGGCCUCCAGCCUGGCGUCGCUGGGCGGCACCUCGUCACGGAGGGGCAGCGGAGACACGGGCAGCCUGAUGGACCCCGAUGCCUCGCUCGGUGAACUCAGGGACAUCUAUGAGCUGAAGGACCAGAUAGAGGAUGUGGAGGGUCGCUACAUGCAGGGGCUCAAAGAGCUCAAGGACUCUCUGACUGAGGUGGAGGAGAAAUACAAGAAGGCUAUGGUGUCCAAUGCUCAGCUGGACAAUGAGAAGGCCAACCUCAUCUACCAGGUGGACACGCUAAAGGACGUGAUUGAGGUGAUGGAGGAGCAUAUGGCUGAGCUGCACCGAGAGGUGGAGGAGAAGUCUAAGGAGCUGGAGAGACAGAAGCACCUGUGCACCGUGUUACAGCACAAACAGGAGGAGUUGAAGGAGGGCAUCCGACAGAGAGAUGAUCUGAUUGAGGAGAACCAGCGCAUCCAGCAACAGCUGGACUCCCUCACCAGGGAGCUCUUUGACCUGCAAGAAACCAUUAACUGGAAGGACAAAAAGAUUGGGGCCCUUGAGAGACAGAAGGAGUACUUUGACUGCAUUAGGAAUGAGAGGGAUGAGCUCAGAGAUGAGCUGGCCGACCUCAAGGGGAAGACCAAGUUGCCCGAGAAACACGGCCUAGUGGUCAUCCCGGAGGGAACUCCCAACGGGGACGUGGGCCAUGAGCUGAUGGGCGGAGCCAUUACUGUGGUCACACAGGAGGCGGCGCAAGUCCUUGAGGCGGCUGGAGAGGGUCCGCUAGAUGUGAGGCUAAGGAAGCUGGCCGAGGAGAAGGAGGAGCUCCUGACACAGAUCAGAAAGCUGAAGAUGCAGCUGGAGGAGGAGCGGCAAAAGAGCUCCAAGAUGGAGAGUGUGUUCACAGACGCAGAGCGCCUCGAGAACGGCACGGACCUGCACUUGAUAGAGCUGCAGAGAGAUGCGAAUCGCCAGAUUAGUGAGUACAAGUUCAAGCUCUCAAAGGCGGAGCAGGAAAUGGCCACAAUGGAGCAGAAUAUCAGCAGACUUGAGGGACAGGUGUCCAGAUACAAGGCGGCUGCGGACAACUCCGAGAAGAUCGAGGACGAGCUCAAGGUGGAGAAGAGAAAGCUUCAGCGAGAGCUGCGCACAGCGCUGGACAAGAUUGAGGAGAUGGAGAUGACCAACAGCCACCUGGUGAAGCGCCUGGAGAAGAUGAAGGCCAACCGCAACGCCCUGCUCUCGCAGCAGUGAACCCCGGCCCCGCAUCAGCGGGAAUAGCCUUUCUCUUGGCCACGCCCCUCUUCCUCAGAGCAAACGGAGACCUCUGGGGGUCCUGUGGGCUCUUCAGCGGGGGCGAGGUUACCCUUUCACAGGAAUUUGUUUUACCCUUUAUUUAGUUCUGUUAGUCGGAAGCUUUUGUACAUCAUGAUACUCACCGAGGUUUCGUUUGUUCCCUGCUGGGUGCUUCACUAGUUUGUUUUCCCAUGAGCUGCAUGAAUUGGUCUCUAGUGCUUUCGGACCCAAAGUCGGGCCCUCGGUCCCUCGAAGUGCCUUUACGAGGAGCGGUAUGGCACUGCCCGGGGCUGCCAUUUACCACAGUACGGAUGCACCAGAAGGACAUCUUUGGAAUAGGGUGCAGCUUAGGACUUAAGCCUAUGAAGAGAGGCCAUUGAGAGCAUGAGCUUCGUGGUGAGAAAAAGUAUUUGAACGUCUUUCUCGCAGGAGGUGUCGGAGGGUGGUGGUUUGUCGAACACGGGUUCCAGGCUGCAGCUCCUCCACAAUACUGAGCACCUGCCAGUCUCAGUCUCAGGAGCAGAGCUGCUGCGCAUUAAAGUUCACCUUGUGACGCAAA
Messenger RNA from Scleropages formosus (Asian bonytongue), 3024 nucleotides. It is a transcript of the gene lrrfip2, whose product is annotated as leucine rich repeat (in FLII) interacting protein 2. The record is from RefSeq and is a predicted model, not a curated record. Gene Ontology annotation, biological process: regulation of DNA-templated transcription. Bases 102 to 2423 code for a protein of 773 amino acids. Lineage: Eukaryota; Metazoa; Chordata; Actinopteri; Osteoglossiformes; Osteoglossidae. The transcript is spliced from 29 exons.